UAAGCUUCCAGUUGCAUUUGUGCAGCUUACCGAUGGCUCUCUUCAUUGUCUUGGUGGUUUGUCUUUCUUGUUUGAUUCUUUUUUCUCUGUGGAAUCGAAGGCAUGCCAAAGGGAAGCUCCCACCUGGCCCCACUCCUCUUCCAAUCAUUGGAAAUAUUCUACAGUUAGAUAUUAAGAAUAUUGCCAAAUCCUUAAGCAUUCUAGCAAAAGAUUAUGGCCCUGUAUUUACUGUGCACUUUGGCAUGAAGCCCACUGUGGUAUUAUAUGGAUAUGAAGCUGUAAAGGAAGCUCUGAUUGAUCGGGCAGAGGAGUUUUCUGGCAGAGGCAGUUACCCAGUGAUUGACCACAUUUUCCAAGGAUUAGGAAUUGUUUUCAGCAAUGGUGAAAUAUGGAAGCAAACUCGACGUUUCUCCCUCACGGUUUUGCGGAAUAUGGGGAUGGGGAAGAAAACCAUAGAAGACCGAAUUAAAGAGGAAGCCUUGUGUCUGAUAGAUGAAUUAAAAAAAACCAACGGAUCUCCAUGUGAUCCUACCUUCCUUCUGUCCUGUGUUCCCUGCAACGUGAUCGCCUCUGUCAUUUUCCAGAAUCGUUUUGACUAUGGUGAUGAGAAAUUUCAUACCUUGAUUCACUAUUUUCAUGAAAAUUUCCGACUUGUAAGCACUCCCUGGAUACAGCUCUAUAAUUUUUUCCCUAGUUUACAUUAUUUCCCAGGAAGUCAUAAUGAGCUCUUUAAAAUCAUUGCUAACCAAAAAAAGUUUAUUAUGGAGAAAGUAAAAGAGCAUCAAGAAUCUCUGGACAUCAAUAACCCUCAGGACUUUAUUGACUAUUUCCUGAUUAAAAUGGAAAAGGAAAAACAUAACAAACAGUCUGACUUUACCAUGGACAACCUGAUCGUCACCACCUGGGAUCUGUUUAGUGCAGGAACAGAGACAACAAGCACCACAAUGAAAUAUGGACUCUUGCUCCUGUUGAAGCAUCCUGAGGUCUCAGCUAAAGUCCAGGAAGAGAUUGAACGAGUGAUUGGAAGAGACCGCAGCCCCUGCAUGCAGGACAGGAGCCGCAUGCCCUACACGGAUGCUGUGCUGCAUGAGAUCCAGAGGUACAUUAACCUCGUUCCCAUCAACCUGCCUCAUACAGUGACUCAGGACGUUAAGUUCAGAGAAUACGUUUUUCCAAAGGGCACAGAAAUAAUGGUGUCUCUGACCUCUCUUCUGUAUGAUGAAAAAGAGUUUCCCAACCCACAGAAGUUUGACCCUGGCCACUUUCUGGAUGAAAGUGGCAACUUUAAGAAGAGUGACCACUUCAUGGCUUUCUCAGCAGGAAAAAGAGUUUGUGUGGGAGAGGGCCUGGCCCGCAUGGAACUGUUUUUAAUCCUGACCAGCAUUUUACAGCAUUUUACCUUGAAACCUCUGAUUGAUCCAAAAGACAUUGACACCACCCCAAGUACAAUUGGGCUAGGCUCUAUACCACCCUCCUAUGAACUCUGUUUCAUUCCAGUCUGAAGAAAGGGAAGGUUGCCAAAUUUCUGAAAGAAACCCUACAGCCUCAUCUGAACAAGUCCCCCACCCUCCCAACGGCUGGUGUGUCAAUCAUUCUGUAUGCCCUAACAGGAGGAAUAACAUCCAUGAGCUCUGUGUCUUCUAAUUUUCCCCACCCUUCAAAAUUCAGUUCAAACUUCCUGCAUAAGAGAAACCUCACUGUUGAAAAUCUAAUAAAAUUCUUGUUGUAAUACAGUUCUGAGAUGAUAAGCUAGAGUGCAUCUUCAGUGUAUACCAAAUACAAAGAAACUUAUAAAUUAAAUAGUUUAUUUUAGUAAAAAUUAACAAUAAGAAAUUAUUCUAUGAUUUAAAAAAUAUUUAAAAGAAAAUACAGAAUUUAUGCAUCUCUCACUUCUAUGUAACUCUCUAGGGGAAUGAUUUCUUGACAGUUUGUUCAAUAGGCUUUUGUCUUUUUCCAUGGUUAUUAAAUUAUAAUUAUGUGUGCACAUGUACAUGUGUUUGUUGUACAUGUUUAUUCAUGUAUGUACAGGUAUAUGUAUGUGUACGCAUACAGGGAGGAAACAUGGAAAGAUCGUUCCAGUCAGAGGGAACAAAUAACAUGAAGUAAAAUCUGAAUUUGCCAGUUUGUCCAAGGAUACCUUUUCUUUUUCCCUCUAAUGUUAAACACUACCCUCUCAUGCACAUGGACAAAUAGGACCUAGACAAAUUAAGGCAAAUGAGAAGGGAAUAUGUAUAUUUGGUGAUAUUUGAACACACAGAGGAAUACUUACAUAUGUGUAUGUUUAAGGUAGCUAGGAUUUGGAGAUGACAUUUAUAUACUGUUAUAGAUAUUUUUACAGGCAGUAUGAAUAAAUGUCACUCAUAAUGUCACAUUAUCUGGAUAUUCCAUAAUUGCCAAAAUUAUUUCCCUAUUCAAAUCUAUAUAGUUAUGUGAUAUUUAGAUUAUUUUUUGAACUGUUAAUGUAAAAAUGCUAUGUGCACAUAUACUUUUAUUCCUGUACUUCAUCAGGGUGGUUUCCAAGAUAGUAAAUGACUGCACAAUAGUGUAUAUGAGCUUUUACUUCAGAGAUGGUGAAACAUAGUGCAUUAAAUAUUAUAAAAGUG
Molecule: messenger RNA, 2603 nt
Organism: Ictidomys tridecemlineatus (thirteen-lined ground squirrel)
Lineage: Eukaryota; Metazoa; Chordata; Mammalia; Rodentia; Sciuridae
Product: cytochrome P450 2C21
Biological process (GO): xenobiotic metabolic process
Cellular component (GO): cytoplasm; intracellular membrane-bounded organelle
Molecular function (GO): iron ion binding; oxidoreductase activity, acting on paired donors, with incorporation or reduction of molecular oxygen, reduced flavin or flavoprotein as one donor, and incorporation of one atom of oxygen; heme binding
Source: RefSeq, a predicted model, not a curated record